Molecule: messenger RNA, 1287 nt
Organism: Paramecium sonneborni
Lineage: Eukaryota; Ciliophora; Oligohymenophorea; Peniculida; Parameciidae
Source: the annotation of a GenBank genome assembly
AGAACUCAUAUUUAUAAUGAAAAAAUCGAGCGAUCUCACUAUUGUAAAUUUAUUCAUUAAACUGCCAUAGAAAUCUACAAAUGAAUCAGAAUCUCGUAAAUUUACAGGCUUCAAUCCCAAAACCUCAUUACAUGCUCCUUUUAAUCGCACUUAUAUUCGACACUCAAUAAAAGAGUAUUUUCCCAAUAAAUAACACACUCAACAUACUCAACAUACUCAACACACAUCUAUACAAAAUACUUAACCAAGCAUUAAGUCACCUUCUAAUUCUAAACCUAUAAGUUUAGCUAAUGCUUGUAUAUAGUUUUAUUUUAUUUAGUAUCUCUUAUUUCUAAAGAUGAAACUAAUCCUACUAGCAGACGAACUAGUCGUAGAUUAAAUACCAAUUAAUUAAAAAAUAUUUUAGCAUAAGAAAAGGUUUCUUUGGAUAAUGUUCGUAAUCAAUUUCUAUUAAUUUUAAGGGUUUAAUACUCAAUUUCAAAAUCCUUAACCUAUUAUAUAAUUAUUCGCAUAACAUAACUCACCAAAAAAGAGCUUGAAAACUAGUCCAGAUACUAAGCAUCCUAUUAUUCAAGAGACAUUCAAAAAUCGUAUAUCACAUAAAUUAUCUGGACAUAUGUAAGAUAAAAUUGACUAAAUUCCAUAAAUCACUUCUGAUUCCGUUAAGUAAAGAAUUUCAACCUUAAAAUAAAAAUUAAGAGGCAAUAUUUAAUAGAGAUUUUAUAAAUUCAAUAAUAAUUUUAUAAUUCAAAAUCCAAAUUCAUUUAAAGAAGAUAUUGAAUAUAAAUUCAGCAAACCUUCUAAACCUCAAUUACCUUAAACACCUUAAAUUGUUUUAGAACAUUAUUAAUCUUAAUUAAAUGAAUAUGAAAGGAAUGAAAUUAAAGAUAUAGAUAUUAUCUAUUACUUAAGACCUGAAAAUGUAAAACAUCCCUAAGAUACUGAAUUUAAUUUUGGAUUUGAUACAGAUAAGUAUUAAUAUUAUUCUAUUUAAUAGAGGUGAUUACAUAUUUUAAUAAAAUGAUCAUAUAAAUUUUCGUUACGAAAUGUUAGAAUAAUUGGGACAUGGAAGUUUUGGAUAUGUUUUUAAAGUUAUGGAUCAUAAACAUUAAUAAAAUGUUGCUAUAAAAAUCAUAAAAAAUAAAGAAAAGUUUUAAAAAUAAGCAUUGAUUGAAAUAGAAAUCUUGAAAGUUAUCAAUAAUGCUGAUAAUAGUUGUUGUUUAAUAAAGAUGUUAAAUUAUUUUGUUUUUCGUAAUCAUGUAGUAUGAUAAUCAUCAUUAUUAGAGU